Messenger RNA from Patella vulgata (common limpet), 2866 nucleotides. RefSeq names its product zinc finger protein 235-like. Gene Ontology annotation, molecular function: RNA polymerase II cis-regulatory region sequence-specific DNA binding; DNA-binding transcription factor activity, RNA polymerase II-specific. The coding region runs from base 137 to 1270 and encodes 377 amino acids. The record is from RefSeq and is a predicted model, not a curated record. Lineage: Eukaryota; Metazoa; Mollusca; Gastropoda; Patellidae. The transcript is spliced from 2 exons. Gene Ontology annotation, biological process: regulation of transcription by RNA polymerase II.
AUUCAGUAUUGGUGGUCUAGUAGUGAUGUAAAGAAUGAAACGGAUGUUUACAAGCUAACAACUCAAGAAAUUUCAAGUGACUUUAUAGCUGGAUUUAUUAUUGUUAAAGAGAGAAGAUUCAGGAGAAAAGCUGAAAAUGUCAAAGCAUUCUGUCUCCAAUAGAAACUAUAAAUGUGAUGUUUGUGGUAAAUCAUUUAGAAACAUAUGUGGUUUAAAUUUGCAUAUUAUGAUUCAUACUGGCGAGAAGCCAUAUACAUGUGAUGUUUGUAGUAAAUCAUUUAACAAUAGUAGUAAUCUACGACGACACAUCAGAACCCAUUCUGGUGAAAAACCCUUUUCUUGUGAUGUUUGUAGUAAAUCAUUUACCAAUAGUAGUUAUCUAAGGACACAUACCAGAAUUCACACGGGAGAAAAAUCCUUUAGUUGUGAUGUUUGUAGUAAAUCAUUCGGGACUAGUAGUCAACUAUAUUCACACACCAGAAUACAUACUGGCGAAAAGCCAUAUAGAUGUGGUGUUUGUAGGAAAUCAUUUAGCCUUCUCAGUAAUUUAAAACGACACGCCAGAACUCACACAGGUGAAAAACCCUUUUCUUGUGAUGUUUGUAGAAAAUCUUUUACCACUAGUACUAGUCUACAACUACACACAAGAAUUCAUACUGGCGAAAAACCCUUUUCUUGUGAUGUUUGUGAUAAAUCAUUUAACAAUAAUAGUCAACUAUAUUCACACACCAGAAUUCAUACUGGUGAAAAACCCUUUUCUUGUGAUGUUUGUAAUAAAUCAUAUUAUCGUAGUACUCAUCUACAGGAACACACCAGGACCCAUACUGGCGAAAAACCUUUUUCUUGUGAUGUUUGUAAAAAAUCAUUUACCACUAGUAGUAGUCUACAUCAACACACCAGAAUUCAUACCGGUGAAAAACCAUUUUCUUGUAACAUUUGUCGGAAAUCUUUUGCCUGUAGUAGUAAUCUACAGGAACACACCAGAAUUCAUACUGGUGAAAAACCCUUUUCUUGUGAUGUUUGUAGUAAAUCAUUUACCUCUAGUGGUAAUUUAAAACGACACACCAAAACUCACACAGGGGAGAGGCCUUUUUCUUGUGACGAUUGUAGUAAAUCAUUUACAGAAAGAAGUUCACUACAUCAACACCUGAAAAUUCAUACUGGCGAAAAACCCUUUUCUUGUGACACUUGUAGUAAAUCUUUUAACACUAGUAGUCAUCUAAAGCGACACACCAGAACUCAUACUGCAGGAAAAACCCCUUUCUUGUGAUGUUUGUAGUAAAUCUUUUACCACUAGUAGUCAUCUACAGCGACACACCAGAACUCAUACUGCAGCAUUCUGUUUAUGAGAAAUAUCUUUGAUCCAAAAACACAAAACUUUGCACAUAUUUGAUACAUAAAAAUUCAAAAGUUUUAUAAAAAAAAAAGGUGAUCAAUUUUGAGUAAAUUCUUAACUUAACCCUUUCAUUGCGUCUACCCGGUAUUACCGGGUAAUAUAAAAUGUCGUUAAAAUGUGCGUACCCGGUAUUACCGUGUACUUAGUAAAGCCCUCGCUAAAAUUAGUACCGUAACUGCAAGUGCCAUCUAUUGUAUUUUCUAUAAACUAAAACACAUUUCCACGUGUUUCAAAGUGGCAAACCGUAAAAUGGCGGAGUGCAUAGUGACAACGUAGAUGAUGCACUCUCGACGAAGUCGUGAAUGACGUCUUGCUGACCAACACGUGAACAAUUUUGAGGCGGGUGAUACACAUAAUUCGUUUCCAGUUACUUGAUAAUGAUAGUAGUCAGGACAGUGAUUGGUAUUAUGAAGUACGUGUGUGAUUUGUUGCGCGACGUUCCGCCUAUGGCUAUGCCUCCCGUGCAUGAUGAACAAGCCCAAUGUGAACACGAUAGCCCUGUGUCUGCAGUAGAUUCUGAUGUUCAUAAUAAUGCUGGCCUGCUGGAUCGUAGAAGACGUGGGCAAUUCCUGAGCCCCGAACGUGUAGAUCUAUUGACUAACUAUAUUGAUAAUGAUAUGGGACUUCGGGAUGAAAGUGAAAGUGAAAACAAGGUAUUGCAAUCCGCACGGGGUCAUGGCAGUGGGAGACGUGAUGCGCGUGUUCGUGGUGGCAUUGUUCAUGGCUGCUAUUAAUAUUUUUGUUCCUUUUAUAUAUGUUUAUCAAAAUCCAGUGAAAAAAUCAAUAUUUCAUAAGUAUUUCAUGGAGAAAAAUUCGUUUUCGUGUUAGCUUUAGUGAGAAAUGAGAAAUCCAAAAUGGCCGUCAUGACAUCAUGUGACUACAUUAUUAUGCAAAUUUCCAAAAUUCUAUUUUUUCCUCUUAGCCCAACCUCAUGCCCAUCCCAACAGACAAAAAGAUUUUUCAUAAAAGCUUCCAUAAGUACUGUUUGGCAUUCAGUUCCAAUCCCCCUUUUUUCCUCAAAAAAGGGUCUAGCACAGGCAGUGGAUUUACGUCUAGCAUUGGAAGGGUUAAGUCUGAGAAUGCUUUGUGAUGUUUGUAAAAAAUCAUUUACACAACUUAGUAGUCUAUGUAAUCAUAAAAGAAUUCAUACUAGAGAAUAAGAUGCUGAAGAAAAUCAUUAUUUUUGUAAUAUAGACAUGUUUAUAUAUUUUUCUAAAACAUUAUAUGGAUGUAUAUAUCUUUGUAAUUAAUAUAGACAUAUGUACACAUAUCUUUGCAAUAGACAUACAGUGGACUCUUGUCAAAUCCGACAAUGAUGUCAGAUUUCACAGAGUGCCGGAGUAUUCCGAGAACGGAUGUGACAGAGUCCACAGUAGACAUAUUUUAUAGUUUUAAAGUAUUUGUUGAUGUAAUAUACCAUAUAUAAUAGUAUAUUUUAUAGUUUUAAAGUACUUGUUGGUGUAAUAUACC